AUGACACCGCACGAGGUUCUGCACAAGGUUCUGCACUGGCAGGGUCGGCUGGAGGAUAGGACGAGAAGGAAGAGAAGGACCGGCGAUGUGCUAGCCUAUACCGCGGCACGAAUCAGCGAAGUGGCGCUGCAGAACCCCGACGACCCCUUUUCGGACAUGUCAUCAUCAGCGACGGGCGUAUUUGCCAUGAGGCCUAGUCAACGCCUGUCUCCGCCACGUCUUCAGCAGCAGCCGUAG
Messenger RNA from Neoarthrinium moseri, 237 nucleotides. RefSeq lists its product as uncharacterized. Bases 1 to 237 code for a protein of 78 amino acids. The transcript has a single exon. NCBI's taxonomy places the organism in Eukaryota, Fungi, Ascomycota, Sordariomycetes, Amphisphaeriales, Apiosporaceae. The record is from RefSeq and is a predicted model, not a curated record.